This is a messenger RNA of Panthera uncia (snow leopard), 6039 nucleotides long. It is a transcript of the gene LIN54, whose product is annotated as lin-54 DREAM MuvB core complex component. Gene Ontology annotation, biological process: regulation of DNA-templated transcription. The transcript has 13 exons. Gene Ontology annotation, cellular component: nucleus. The record is from RefSeq and is a predicted model, not a curated record. Lineage: Eukaryota; Metazoa; Chordata; Mammalia; Carnivora; Felidae. Bases 2222 to 3808 code for a protein of 528 amino acids.
GCGGAGAGCGGGAACCUGGCGCCCGGGGCUGCCGCGCUUCAUCCCCGGGCCUCAAGGGGCGGGAGACCCCUCCCGGCUCGGCCUCUUCCCGCCUGCACCCCGGAGGGCGGCUGUCACCCGGCAAGGCCGGCGCAGGGGCGGCCGCCCGCCCUUCCCGGCAGUCUGGAGGAAGAGUUCCGGCGGCUGUUGACACGCACCUUGCGUGGCCAGAGUAGCAGACUGUGUCAGCCCUGGGUUUCUGGGAACCGGUUUUGCUGCUGUGUCAUUUUGUCCCAGCCUCUCCUUUCCUUGCUGCCCGCCGCCCCGUUCUUCCUGCGCCCCUUUGUAUGAUCUCUUAUUCGUGUGUGUCCGUUUUCCUCGCGAAGCCCACCAUCUAAAUGUCCCCGAGGUGCACGGGGAAAGGGAGCGGGCCGGGACUUAGCUUGGCCAAGCAACGGUAAACACCAAGCACAGUGCGGAUGGACGGGGCUUGCGGGGGGUGGGGGUGGGAAUAAAGUUUAAAGACGAAGAAACUGGGAACACUUGAGACUCUCAUCCUAGUCUAGCAGGCUGCAUAGGUAAAGAGCGAUUGGGCUGGGUGGUAGAUAGCACUAGUCUAAAGCCUGAAUCUACUGGCUUUUAUUUGGAGUUGUCAUUCAAGAAAGAUAAGGAAAUGAAAUGGUUUUUUCAACUUCCCCCUUACUUAGACUAACUUUUAAAAAAGACAGUAGACUGACCCUGUUCUCAACCUUGAAAUUCAGUUUGCUCAUUUCAGGUAGAUCUUUCAGAGUAUAUACUGUAGUUCAGUAGUAGGUUUAGAAUUCAGCUUUUGAAUGGGCGAUUAGCAAAUCUUUCUGAAAAUAAAAAAGGUAACCAAUUUAGUUUUUUGUUUUUGCUUUUUAAUUCUGGUCUUGUCACAAGCCUUGCAGCUUAUGGUUUUGUGUUAUUUCUAGGAUGAUUAAAAACUGCUUACGUUCUUUUUUAGUUAUUAAUCCGCAUAAGAGUAGCUGGUGGGAAAGAUGGGUAACUCUGGGGUCUUGUUCUAAAGUAAGCUGUUUAUUUUCUCUGUAUUGAACAAAUAUAUCUGCGGCAGAUUUUUUUUAAAUUUAGUGACUUAGAUCUUAAUAUUUGGCAAAUAAUUUUUGUUUAGAGGUGUAUUUCUUGUAUUUUAGAAAUUGUUCAUUCAUGAUUAGGAUCGAUAUAUUUUAAACCUACUUGGGCUUUGACGCCUUAAACCAAUGACAAAUUGGAAGUCAGUGUUCACGGACAGAAAUGAUCGGAUGAAAUUAAGUGAAGAGAGAAAUAGUUGAAACUUUAUUUUUAAAAUUAGUCGUCUUGACCACAUUAUCAGCAGGAGGAUCAGUGCCUGUAAUUUACAGAUGUGACGGGGAGAUAAGACAUGCAUAUGGAAAUGAUCGCUCUGUCAAAGUAGUGCUGAAGUGGAGGAAAACGUCAGUCAGUCGGUGAAUGACAUUAAAGGUCUUAAUCAUGUUUUUAGUAUCUGAAAUGAGCACAGUGAAUAAAACGCAUUGCUUCAUCUGUCUCAAGUUGCUUUACUGAAAAUGAAAGUGUUUGUGGAUUCUUCAUUGUCCUUAUGCCGCCUUCCGUGUGGCUUUUGCUCUUCAAAACAAAAAUAUGCCGGACUUGGGACUCAGCAGGUAGAGCGACUUCCUUUCGCGUAGCUGCCGGGCCCGCAGAAGCACCAUUUUUCGCUGUGGGGUGAAAGGUCUCGGCGUGGGCUGUGUGUGCGCUUGUAUCUCCCUGUGCAUUUGAAGGUUGGCGGGGCGGGCGGGAGGUUUCCCCGGAUAUGUGGGUGUGCGCCUCUCCGGAGGGGAGGGCUGAGGAGGGGAGGAGGAGGAAGGGGGAGGUUACUGGCGGCGGCGGCGGCGGCGGCGGCCCGGGCUCGGGCUGUCGGGGAAGCUGCUGAGCUGUGAUGGUGAUGACGAGGUGAAAAUGGCGGAUCUUUCGAAAUACAAUCCCGGCCCCUGACAUACCAGAGGCGGCGGCGGCGGCGGCGUCGCCACCCGGGCUCCCUCCUUGGCCCCCGGGUCCCCUGUAGCGCUCGAGUUCGGGCAGACUGGGAAAGGAAGCGGCUGGCCGGAGCUACCGUGCACAGGCAAAACAAGCACCGCCCGGGCUCGGAAUUGCCCGGGACCUUCUGGAGCCCCCACCUCGGAGCCGGAGGGAGGAGAAAGCGGCAGCCGCUGGAGCACCUGAUCAACUUUCUAGCUGGAGAACGAUCAUGGAGGUGGUGCCAGCUGAGAUUGCUAAGAAGCCUCGAACACCAACCUCUGGUCCAGUAAUCACGAAGCUGAUCUUUGCAAAACCAAUUAAUAGUAAAGCAGUUACAGGACAGACAACUCAAGUAUCACCACCAGUCAUUGCAGGUAGGGUUCUUUCACAGUCUACUCCCGGGACUCCAUCAAAGACCAUAACAAUAUCUGAAAGUGGUGUUAUUGGAUCAACUUUAAAUUCUACAACACAGACACCAAAUAAAAUAGCCAUCUCACCUUUGAAAUCGCCAAAUAAGGCAGUGAAAUCAGCUGUGCAGACCAUCACUGUUGGAGGCGUGAGCACAUCACAGUUUAAGACAAUUAUUCCUCUGGCAACUGCUCCCAAUGUCCAGCAGAUUCAAGUGCCUGGAAGCAAGUUUCAUUAUGUCCGACUUGUUACUGCCACAACAGCCAGUAGCUCCACCCAGCCAGUUAGUCAGAAUCCCAGUACAAACACUCAACCUCUCCAGCAAGCAAAGCCAGUGGUUGUUAAUACCACUCCCGUGCGGAUGUCAGUUCCUCUUGUCUCCGCGCAGACUGUCAAACAGGUUGUUCCCAAACCGAUCAAUCCCACUUCACAAAUAGUUACCACCAGCCAGCCACAGCAGCGGCUCAUCAUGCCUGCCACACCACUGCCACAGAUCCAGCCAAACCUCACUAACCUGCCACCGGGCACUGUGCUGGCCCCGGCUCCGGGGACAGGGAAUGUGGGCUACGCAGUGCUUCCAGCUCAGUAUGUUACUCAGCUACAGCAGUCUUCAUAUGUGUCUAUAGCAAGCAACUCAAACUUCACCGGAACACCUGGUAUCCAGACCCAGGCAAGGCUUCCAUUCAAUGGCAUAAUACCAUCAGAGUCUGCCAGUCGGCCCAGGAAGCCCUGUAAUUGUACAAAAUCGCUGUGUUUGAAAUUAUAUUGUGAUUGCUUUGCAAAUGGUGAAUUUUGCAACAACUGCAACUGUACUAAUUGUUAUAAUAAUUUGGAACAUGAAAAUGAAAGGCAAAAAGCAAUAAAGGCAUGCCUUGACAGAAAUCCAGAAGCUUUUAAACCUAAGAUAGGGAAAGGAAAGGAGGGAGAAUCAGAUCGACGUCACAGCAAAGGAUGUAAUUGCAAACGAUCAGGAUGUCUUAAAAACUACUGUGAAUGCUAUGAGGCAAAAAUAAUGUGUUCCUCAAUAUGCAAAUGUGUUGGCUGUAAGAAUUUUGAAGAAAGCCCAGAACGAAAGACACUGAUGCACUUGGCAGACGCAGCUGAAGUAAGGGUACAGCAACAGACGGCAGCGAAAACUAAGUUAUCGUCUCAAAUUUCGGACUUGCUUACUAGGCCAACGCCGGCUUUGAAUAGUGGAGGAGGAAAAUUGCCAUUUACAUUUGUAACUAAGGAAGUAGCGGAAGCCACAUGUAAUUGCCUUCUUGCCCAGGCAGAGCAGGCAGACAAGAAGGGAAAAUCAAAGGCAGCAGCCGAACGGAUGAUACUGGAGGAAUUCGGACGAUGUUUGAUGAGCGUCAUCAAUUCUGCAGGCAAAGCAAAAAGUGACCCUUGUGCCAUGAAUUGCUAACUCUUGCACAAAAGACUGAUAAAUGGAACUGUACAGAAAAUUGAAGGUCCAGGGACACUUGAUUUUCUGGAAGAUAAUUUAACAAUGAUUGUACUGUUAAUUCAGUCCUUGUGUGACCUGAAGUUAUAAUAUUGAAAGAAGAAAUUUUAAAUGAGGAAAUUAGUACAUUUUAAAUCUUAGUUAAAUCUGUUUAUGCCCCUUCUAAAUUGGGUUUUUCUUUAUUGUAUUAUAUAGAUUUUAAUUUGCAUGGGUUUCUUAAGAAUUAGAUGUUCUAUCCAUCUGAUGCUAUUGACAAAGGACAUUUAUAAAUUAAUAUAAUUUAUAAUGUAUGGCGUUGUAGGACUUUGUUCCAGUAGAAAAAGCCAGAGAACCAUUGGUAUUACCCAGUCAUUCUUUGGCACUAGACCUAAGCAGAUAGAAUGUCUACAUAAACAAAUUCUUAUGAAACAUAUUCAAAUGACAUUUUUGUGUUUAGAAAAGCACUACCUUUUUAAGAAAAAAACUUUUUAGCACAGAUUCUGGAAUAAUAUCGUGUUGUCACUUUGGGAAUGUCAGAAGGGGAAGUAAUCCAUAGGCAUACUUUUAAAAUUAAGAAGUUGUUUUUUAAGAAAAACUGUUAAGGGACAGGCAGUAGUUCUUGAUAGGCAAGGUGUUUCUCUAAGAAAGAGUGACUAAGAAAUGCUCUGGGAUGUUUCCAUUUUCUUUGAAGGAGGUGCUGUGUAUUUGAAAUGAUAUUAAUAAAUUGUCAGAGUGAUUACUGGGUACUAUUAAAAGUGAGAGGUGCAUAUGAAUAGAACUUAUUAUGUAGUGAUAAUACAGAAACUUACAUAAUCAUCAGGUAUAAAAUUUGACUUGGAUGGAGAAAUAAAGAACAUUGAAGCUCUAAUAAAUGAAUUGAGGGAAAGACUUUUCAUCUAUACAAUUCUCUUUAUAGACUUUUGAACUAAGAGGUCUCAAUCCAGUGUAGGAGUCUUACUUGAUUUACUGAAAGGGCCUCCUAACAAAGCUUUCAAAAUUAUAGUGGGACUUCUUUUUAUAAGGGAAGCUUAAAAUGGCAUUAUUUUUAGCCAGUGAUUUGAUAAGCUGAAGGUAUGAGUGUUUUCUUAUUAUUACUAAAAUAACCUAAAUCAUUUUCACAAAUUCAAAAUUCAAGAGCUUUAUGAAUUUAAGAGCCUGUAAGAGGACUCUGGAUUUUAUGACAAGAAAAACCAUGUUGGAAUUCAGGCAUUUUGUUAGGUACCUUAAUCCUCAGUAAUUAUUAGUAUAUGAUUAUUACAUUUCCUACAAGGAAUCUAUAGUUGUAUGUAUUAAGUAUGUAUAUAUGUUCAUAUGAACAUGCAAGAUAUAGGCAAUAGAAAUUAAUCCAAAAGAAGAUUCCGUUAUUCAUUGAAGUAUCUUCCUUUUGAAAUUUGGAUUUAUAAAAUUAUAGUGCAGUAACUUUAAAUGUAGAUAGUGCAAACAUUCUUAGCACCUCAGUCUAGUAUGUUUAAUUAAAAUUUGUAUAAAUGUAAAUUAGUGUAAGAGGAUAAAAUAUCUAAUCAAGUUAUUUUUCAAAAGAUUACAAUACCUUUUUGGUCUAAACCUAAACUUUGUUCAUUUUGUACAUACUCUGUGUUUAAUUCUAAUUGCACCUUUGUGAUGUGUAUUUAUAUACAGUGUGCAGAAAAUGUUUGUGAAAUUUGGAUUACAAUUGUAGAUUAUGUAUGACGGCAUUGCUUGAGAAUGUUUUGCUUGUAAAAACUUGAAGGUGCAAUCAAAUGCUACUAGUUUUUCUGAUUUUCAAGAAGCUAUCUAAAGUAUUAAGACUUUCCUUCCUGUGUAGUACUUACUAAGCAACUUUUUGUAUUUAGGCAUUUGCAUCAAAUUGCUGAACAAGAUUAAUAUCCACAUUAAUUCAACAAUUUUAAAAGACUAUUUGGGGAGGGUUGGGUAUAUAAUUUUUUUAGCUCUAUUUACAUCCCAAAGUAGAAAGAUUAAAUUUAUAUUUACUAGAGCUAUUCAAAGAAUACACUUUUCUAUAUUGUAAAAACAGGACAGCAAAGUAAAUCAUACAGAAAAUAAACAUUUAUACUAUUCUGUAAAAAAAAAAAAAAGUUUGUUUUUUUUCUUUAAGAACACCCACUUUUAACCAUUUAAUGUACCAGAAAAGAAACUUAAAAUAUCUGAUUUUAAGUGAAUUUGACAUUACUUCUGAAAGCACACAAAUAAUAAGUAUAAUUUUGCCCAAUUAU